AUGGAAAAAUAUUCUUAAAUUGUUGAAGAAGAGGAAGAAGAUGCUUAUUAAGAAGAAGAGGAGGAAUUAUAUGAGGAAGAUAAAGAAGAGAGUGAAGAUGAUGAAUUAUAAUUUAUUUAGGAACCUAUGAGAUUGCAUUAAUUUUUGAACGAAGACCAUUCAUUAUAGGAAGAAACUGAUAAUUUACCUUAUAUUAAUUGUGUUGAGGAUUAUGACUAAAAUGAAUUUCAAGUUUAUCAAAAUGCAAAAAGUCCUGAUAAAUAACUAAAAAAUUUUUAGACAAACACUAAUCCAAUUUAAAUACAUCGUUAAAAAAGUUUAAAACCCAUAAAUAGCACUAAUGAAGAUAACACCAAAACUUAUAAAAGCUAAUUUGCUAAAUAAUCGAGUGCUAAUUCAAUUAAUAUAACAAAAACUACUCAAAUUUCAUAAAAUGCUAAUAUCAGCAACAUCAAUACAGACGAGGUAGGUUUUAAAAGGCCUAAAACAGCAAAUAACAUUUAAAUAAACACAAAGUUAAUACCUGAGAAACAGUUUUAGCAGCCUAAAUAUAUAAUAAACAAAAUGAAUGUACCCAAAGAAACUUAUUAUGCAUAUAGAUCUCUUUCUCCAACAAAGAACGACAGUAAAGAGAAGUCAUCAUAAUUAAAUAUUACAAGCCCUUAGUUUUUAUUUACAGCUAUUUAAAACAAUAGCUCUCUGCAAUUAUAAAAACUAGCACAAAUUGGCUUAUUAGAUGCUAGUAGUAUUUAAUAGAUUGAUGACUAAAAACAAAAUAUAUUAGAAAUAGAUUAAAAAGUACUUUUUUUAAACAACACUGGAAAAAAAAUAAAAUAACAGAACUAGAAUAACUUUUACAAAAAAGAUAAUAAUAUAAACAAUUCCAUAAUUUCUAAUUUUUAAACAAAAUUUACUACAAGUAAAAUAUCACAUCAUGCUAAAUUUAAAACUGAAAGAAGCAGUUCUCACUCACCUUCUAAGUAAAUCAAAAAGCAGAGCCUCCCACAUAGACUCAUUUAGGUAGUAUAGCUUUAAGACAGAUUAAAUCCUCUUAAUAACUUGGUUGAUAAAGAUAAAAAUUAACAAAAAUAAUAAAGCUUUGAGAUAGAAAAAUCAGCUUCACCUGCUUCUAAAAUUGAAGAAAAAUAUAUGAAAGCUAUGAAAAGUAUAGAAAAAGCUUAUCAACUUCAUGAGUUAGCUCCAAAAAAGAAUGAUAUUUCUUUUAACAAUUAAUAUUUCACUAUUAUAAGGUAUACAUAAUAACUUAAAACUCCUAUAGAAAUCUUAGAUUAAGAUUUUAUACAUUGUAGUAUGUAUGCUUUAUCUUACAAUGCUUAUUUUAUCCCUAUUACAAAAAGGCAGUUUCCUUAUAUUUUUGAACUUGUACUUGAGAAUGGAGAGGUCGAAGCAUAUGUUAGCAAAUCAGAGAAUCCUAAUAUUGAAAAUAAUGACUUUUUAUUUGUGAAUUUCGACAUACCAAUCAAAAUAAAUUACCAAAAAAAUGAAAUUAAAGAAGGGAUAUUUUUGAAUAUAUUUUGCAGAAAAUAAAGCACUUUUCGCUUUAGAGUGGUUUCAGAAUCAAACUCUGUAAAAAUGAUAAAUGGAAUUUCUACUGUUAAUAGAGUAUCUCUUAAUAAAAAUGAGAGCAAAAGAAAAAAUUAUUAUACGAUGGAAUAUAAAAACUAGCUAAUUAUGGAAAAAGCAUCACAUAAUGAAUAAAAAUUGAAGUUUGAAAAAAAUAUGAAUUUUUUCGUUGUUGAAUAAUCAGUCGAAGAUUAAAAUAAAGAAGACAAUUUUUUAAAGGUAAGAUUUAAAAAUAAGACAUGCAAGAAUAUUAUAGAAUAAAACAAAGAAGGUGUUAGAAAAUAUUCUCCAAACGAGAGGAAAGAGCACUUAAAUAAGUUAAAGGAAGAAAAAUAAGUUAAAAUUGUGAAGGCUCAAUACAUUAAAAACUUGUAAAAAUACUAGGAAUUAAGCAAAGGCAUACUGAAUAUCUAAAGAAAAGCAGAGAGAAAGGAGCAACUAAUUGAUGCUGAUGGGCGUCUAGAGAGCGAAGUGAGGCUGCUUAAGCAGUGCUUUUAAUAUAGAUGGCUGCAGCUAUUUGUUUUAAUUUAAAUAGUUAAAGUAUUUAGCUAUUUUAUUAAAGCAUAUAAGGUGAAAGAAGCUAGAAAUCUUAAUCAAACCAAUCCAAUGAUCAGUUUAAAUAGAUUAAUGAAUGGAUAUUUAUGUAGAAAACUUGGUAAAACAAAAGAUGAGAGAACAUUUUCUCGUGUUUACUACUGCUUAAAGACUAGAGUAAAAGCCUUCAAAAAAUUAAUGAAACACAAUUCUUAAUUAGUAGCAGGGGAAUAUAUGAAAUAAAAGAUAAAAAUAAUGAUUAUUUAAUCAAAAAUGAUGGUUUACUAUAAGCAUAUUGUCACAAUAUAGAGAUCUUACAGAAAUCUACUCAGAAUAAGAGAUGUUAUGAACGAAGUUAAUAUUAAGCAUUGGGAUAUUACUAUUAAAAGCAUGCUUGAAGAUGAAUCAAAAUUUUUUGACAAAUCUUGGAUUGCAAAACCAAUAUUGGUAGACUAUAAGAGAAGAAUAGAAAAAAAUAAAGUGAAAACUUUAGCUCAUUUUGUCAAAGGUGUGCAGUCUUAAUACUUUUCUAAAUUAAAACAAUACUAAACAAAACUAAGAAAAUUACCUUAUUCUUACCAAAUUGCAUAUCAGUUUUGUGGCAAAGCUUUUAAGACAUAUUUUGAAAAGUAGUAUGCAAAGUAGAUCAAUGAAGGGUUUCAGAUGAGUAUAAAAAAAACAACAGAAUAUUUAAUAGAGGCAUUAAAAUUUAUGGUAAAGCAUAAUAUUUAUCAAAUCGUAAACAACCCGAUUAUUGCAUAUGAAAAAGAAAAGUAGAAACAGUUAGAAGCCUAAAAGAAAAAGAACAUUGAAAGCCUAAGAUAAAAAGAAAUUCAGUUGCAGAAAUAACGAGAAGAAGAAUAUCUACUGUAAAAAAUGUAGAGAAAUCCUAAAAAGUCAACUUUAAUUUAAAACUAAGAUAAUGAAAGUGGAUAAAGCAGCUCAAGCUAAGAAUCUAUAGAAGAAGGUUAAAAACAUGAUUAAAGCAUGAAAAAAGACAAUAAGUUAAAAUUAAAGAAGCACUGUAAUUAAAUUGAGCAAAGUCCUCUUUCUUUUUAAGAUUAUCUAUAAAUCGAAGAGAAAAAAAUUGAAGAAAAUAAUGCUAGAAGGGUUUCUAAAAUAAAACUCACUACUUAGUUUAGCAAAGGAGAUGCUUAGAGUCCAAUUAAAAAUUUAGAACUUGUGUCAAGUGGGAAAAAAUAAUUACAUCUAAUAAAUAAAAUAGCAAGUUCUUCAUUAAAUGUGGUAAAUGCAGAAGAAAUAGGUAGCGCUGAAGAAGUUGAUUUUACUCCAAGGCAUGGCUAAGCUAAUUAAAAAAAUCAUUUAGCGAAACCUUUUGCAAAAAAUCAUGAUGAUAUUAAUUCCCAAAGAUUAUCUGGAUUUAAGAAAGAAAGACUGAACAGUCUCCACAAAUAAGAUUAAAUUCAUCAUAUCACAUAAAAUGUUGAAAAGAAAAAUAGUAUUCUCAAAAAGCAUAAUAAAAAGCAAGUUAAGAAAAUCUAAGAUAUCGAAUAAAAAGAAGAGAAUGAUAAUGAAGAUGUAGAAGAAGAAGAUGAGUAUGAAGAAAAUGAAAACUCUAAUGAUGAAGGAGACAAUACCUCAUAUAAUAAGAGCACAAUUAAAAGACAUAAUCAAAAAAAAUAAAGUAUAAAUUCUUAAAAUUUAAAUUCAAAAGAAGAGGAAGAUGAUGAAGAAUAAAAUUCUAAAUUAGUAUUUGAAUUAACUGGUUAGCAAUAAGCUACUUCCUUUAAAAGGACUGAAACAAAAUAAUAAAGUUAUAAAGGAGUGCUGAAAAGUAAUCUUUCAAGCAGUGGGAGCUAAUAAAGUAUUCAAAGCUAAUCAUAAAUAUCUAACUCUAAUGUCAGUAGUUCCAGUAAUUUAAAUACAUAAAAUAAUUUAAGUCUCACCAAGCAAUAAAUUAGUCAAGCAGAAUUGCAAUCUUCCCAGUUUUACUUAAGCAAAGAUUAGUAAAAUUCUAGUUUAUUGCAAUCAGGCUUAGCCGCUAAUCGUCCAAAUAAAAACCAAAAAUAAAAGAAGAAAAAAUAAAAAAAGAAAAGAGUUGAAACAAAAGAAGAAAACAAGUUAGAAGAAAUUAAGGAAGGUGAUGAAGCAAUUUAAACUUUCUGGGCAAAUUUUAUUCACUAUCCAAUAUUCACAAGUUUUCCAAACAUUACUGAAAUGAAGGAGCUGAUUAUAAAGUUAUUAAAAAAGCUUUGA
Tetrahymena thermophila SB210 is the source of this 4335-nucleotide messenger RNA. RefSeq lists its product as hypothetical. Lineage: Eukaryota; Ciliophora; Oligohymenophorea; Hymenostomatida; Tetrahymenidae. The record is from RefSeq and is a predicted model, not a curated record. The transcript has 2 exons.